CGCUCUCGAUCGCCUCUCGCUCUCGAUCGCCUCUCGAUCGCCUCUCGAUCGCCUCUCGAUCGCCUCUCGCUCUCUCUCUCGCCUCUCGCUCUCUCUCUCGCUCUCGAUCGCCUCUCGCUCUCGAUCGCCUCUCGCUCUCUCGAUCGCCUCUCGCUCUCUCGAUCGCCUCUCGCUCUCGAUCGCCUCUCGCUCUCGAUCGCCUCUCGCUCUCGAUCGCCUCUCGCUCGCCUCUCGCUCUCUCUCUCGAUCGCCUCUCGCUCUCUCUCUCGAUCGCCUCUCGCUCUCGCUCUCGAUCGCCUCUCGCUCUCGAUCGCCUCUCGCUCUCUCUCUCGAUCGCCUCUCGCUCUCGAUCGCCUCUCGCUCUCUCUCUCGAUCGCCUCUCGCUCUCGCUCUCGAUCGCGUCUCGCUCUCUCUCUCGAUCGCGUCUCUUAUGUUCUUCUGUGGCACUUCCCAAUCAGGUCACUACACAGAGAAAUAACUUCAUCUCUUAUUCUCUGAGGACUUGGCAGAUAAUGGCCCCUGGCCAAAAUGCUUGCACAGAUAUUGAUGUUUUGUUUCUCUCCAUCCUACCCCCCCCCCCCUCUCUCUCUCUCGAUACUCCCACCACCCCCCCUUCUCGCUCUCUCGCUCUUUCUCUCAGACACGUUACCGUCCGACCCUCUCCAGUGUCAUUAUGACUCAUGGUUGUCUCUGGUGGACCACCUCAACAUCAAGGCAUUUGUUAACCUCACCCUGGCUGACUCGGUACGGCACGGAGUCCAACAUCUACUCUUCAUCUCUGGCCUAGGUGGGAUGAGGCCCAACACCUUGGUCCUGGGUUUCUAUGAUGACUGCACUCCCAAAGACAAACUCACUGACCCCGUCCUCGCAGAUGCCCCCGUCCUCACUCAGGACCCCGAGGACGAACGCCCGCCCUACCACUUCCCCGCCCUGCGUUCUUCCAAUGAUGGUAUGGGGGAAAACAGAAAAGUCAUGGGACCCCAAGAAUACGUGGCAGUGAUCGCAGACGCCAUGAAGAUGUUGAAGAACGUAGCGCUAGCCCGCUACUUCCACCAGUUCGACCGGGCCUCGACCAUCUCCUCGUCCCCAGGGAAGGGUGCUUUGUACGUGGACGUGUGGCCAGUCAACCUGCUGAGACCAGACAGCUCCAGCUACGUAGACACCUGCUCCCUCUUCCUGCUCCAGCUUGCCUGCGUCCUCAACAUGGUCCGCGCAUGGCGCCAUGCUAGACUCCGCCUUUUUCUAUGUGUGGAGGAAGGGCGGAGCCUGCGAGGCUCUGAGGAAAAGCUGGGUCAGCUGCUGAAGGAACUGAGGAUCAAAGCCAACGUGUACACUGUGCCCUGGGACCAGCAGGUGGCACUACACUGGCAGAGGCAGGGUGAGGUGGGCAAGAGGAGGCCCACCCGCCAGUCACAGAGAGAGGAGGAGGGACUGGGGAAGAGGGGGUUGUUUGAGGAGAAGGAAGGAGGCGACGGCAACUAUGUGAAUAGCUUCCUUAGCAAUGCCACAAGGCUGUCGGAUGAGUAUCUGUCGGCGGUUAAUAGGUUGAUCCUGGAGCAGGCCUGCCCCCCUCCGGCCGUGCGUUUCCUGUAUUUGCCCCACCCCCCGGCUGACACGCAGCACUACACGGCCUACCUGCGCCAGCUAGACCUGCUCACCAAGGACCUGGGUCCUACCCUGCUCAUACACGGGGUUACACCUGUCCUCACCACUGACCUCUAACACCUGAACUCUCAUCAACUGACCCCUGAUUAAACCCUCAUCCCCUUACCAAAUUGCUGCAGGUAGAAGUGCUACUUAGACAAAGCUCAAGGAUCCACUUACCUUCCCCAAAGCUGUACUAAUAUACAAUAUAUAUACAAAAGUAUGUGGACACCCCUUCAAAUAAGAGGAUUUUGCUAUUUCAGCCAUGCCCGUUGUUGACAUGUGUAUAAAAUUGAGCACACAGCCAUGCAAUCUCCAUACACAAACAUAGGCAGUAGAAUGGCCCGUACUGAAGAGAUCAGUGACUUUCAACGUGGCACUGUCAUAAGAUGCCACCUUUCCAUCAAGUCAGUUCGUCAAAUUUCUGCAUUUCCCCAGUCAACUGUAAGUGCUGUUAUUGUGAAGUGGAAACGUCUAGGAGCAACAACGGCUCAGCCGUGAAGUGGUAGGCCACACAAGCUCACAAAACGGGACCGCCGAGUGCUGAAGUGCUUAGCGCCUAAAAAUCGUCUGUUCUCGGUUGCAACACUCACUACCGAAUUCCAAAUUGCCUCUGGAAGCAAUGUCAGCACAAUAACUGUUCAUUGGGAGCUUCAUGAAAUGGGUUUCCAUGGCUGAGCAGACGCACACAAGCCUAAGAUCACCAUGCACAAUGCCAAGCGUCAGCUGGAGUGGUGUAAAGCUCGCCGCCAUUAGAGGGAUGAAUUACGCUUCACCGUCUGGCAGUCCGACGGACGAAUCUGGGUUUUGCGGAUGCCAGGAGAACGCUACCUGCCCGAAUGCAGAGUGCUAACUGUAAAGUUUGGUGGAGGAGAAAUAAUGGUCUGGGGCUGUUUUUCAUAGUUCGGGCUAGGAAAUCUUAACACUACAGCAUACAAUGACAUUCUUGACAAUUCUGUGCUUCCAACUUUGAGGCAACAGUUUGGGAAAGGCACUUUCCUGUUUCAGCAUGACAAUGCCCCAGUGCACAAAGUGAGGUCCAUACAGAAAUGGUUUGAUGAGAUCAGUGUGGAAGAACUAGACAGGCCUGCACAGAGCCCUGACCUCAACCCCACCUUUGGGAUGAAUUGGAACGCCGACUGCGAGCCAGGCCUAAUCUCCCAACAUCACUAAUUCUCUUGUGGCUGAAUGGAAGCAAGUUCCCGCAGCAAUGUUCCAACAUCUAGUGGAAAGUCUUCCCAGAAGAAUGGAGGCUGUUAUAGCAGGCUCCACUCUAAUAUUAAUGCCCAUGAUUUUGGAAUGAGAUGUUCGACAAGCAGAUGUCCACAUACUUUUGGCAAUCUAGUGUAUUUCCUCCGUUCCCCUAUCCUCCUUAUGAAUGUGGAAGGGUUGCACUGGCCAAAAUGUACAUAAUAAUGCUGCAAGGGGACUGAAGUCUGACACUGCCAAGUCAUUGGAGCUCAGUAAAAGGUUUUCUUUUCUGAAAUCACAAUUUUUGUCUUUAAUACAAAAUCAGAAACAUGUGACCUUAAGUUUACAGUUCAAAUAUGAAAAUACAGCAAUCUGUUUAAUGGGACUAUUAUGGAUCUAUUUAUAACAAGAAAAAUACUUAAAUUAUGUUUAAAGAAAUUAUAUAUUUUUCCUUUUAGAAAUAUUUGCCUUUGUACUGUUAUGGGUGUGGGUUACUGACUGAACCAAUCAGAAUGCCUAAGUGCCCUUGUGUCCCUGGGUGUAGCAGACUAUACAUUCUGGCCAGUAGUUUCCUUCACCAGGACAAACUCCUGUACCAACUCUAGUCCGCUCCUCUACAUGGAAUCCCAUGGAUGUUUACUGAAGGGAUAUCUAUUCUAUAUAGAUCUAUCUCAUCUCCAUGGAGCCCUUCUAUUGGACACUACACUCCUAUGCAAAGAAUGCUGGGGUAUGACCGGUACUAUACAGCUCAAUUACUUUUUGCUGGAACACGCACAUUUUAAAAGCACCAUCCAAAUCAUCAUGUUUUAAAGUGUGGGUAUAUUGUAAUUAAAUAAAGAAGCUGCUCUGUA
Molecule: messenger RNA, 3686 nt
Organism: Salvelinus fontinalis (brook trout)
Lineage: Eukaryota; Metazoa; Chordata; Actinopteri; Salmoniformes; Salmonidae
Product: solute carrier family 12 member 9-like
Exons: 2
Coding region: 529-1722 (397 amino acids)
Biological process (GO): chloride transmembrane transport; potassium ion homeostasis; potassium ion import across plasma membrane
Cellular component (GO): membrane
Molecular function (GO): potassium:chloride symporter activity
Source: RefSeq, a predicted model, not a curated record